AUGUGGUAUCUUUAUUUUGUUGCCAAAGGUGUUGCAAUGGAUGGCCAAUUUGAAGAAGAAGGCAGGAGAAUUAUGGAGUUAAUUCUUGGAGAAACACCUAAGGAUGAUGAUCUGAAUGUAAGUUAUAUGUAUAUAUACAUACAUGUGAUUUACCUUUCAAGUUAAUUGUUGUUCCAAAUCUUUCUCUCUCUGUGGACUAUGGGUUGGGUUGGGUUGACUGAUUCCUGAUUGGUUCCUAAGUCUGUACAAAAUCUUAAUAGGAUCUUACAACAAGAUCAGGGGUGGAAAAAUAUUUUACGUUCUGGGACCGCAAAUAAUCAAGUGAAUCAACACUCGGACAAUGUGUGUGACACUAAGUUGUCAGGUUGAAUGUUACUUUUUAACCGAAAAAUCAAUUUCUGAAUCAGUGCACUGAAAAUCUUAACAUUGCUUUUAGGAAUAUAACAUUAAACUAAUUUAGAUAAUAUUCAUUGAGGGGUCUGGCCCAUUGGAAUGAAUAUAGGUCUGAUCUUAAGUAAAUACAGAUGGAAAAAAGGGCACUACCAGGAGGAUCCAUGCCCCGCCAGAAAAUUUUGAAAAUCAUUUAGCUUUCCUCACACUUCGGCUGAAAAAGAUUUCAGCCGAAGUCUGCGAGAUAAGUCCACAUAACAGCGACUUUUUAUUAUUUUUUGACGAAUAAUGGUAAAUUUGCUUUGUAAAUGGUUAGUUUAUUUUGAAAAAUUGCUUUGCACAUUGUUUUCAUUGUCUGCAUUGGUUAACGAGAAUUAGAUGCCACCCAAAAAUGGCUGAUAUUCGUCAUCGUGAGAAAGGCUAAUUGACUAAAAAAUAACAUGCAUAUGACAUUUGUUACAUUAUUCUAUAGCCUAUAGAUUUAUAAACUAUUGUGCUAUUUUAAUAGAUUUAGACGUGGAUUUAGAUAACUGCAAUGUAUCACGCCGGGCAACAAGUUAAAAAAUUUUGCAAGCUCCGACAGGCUUGAUUCGUAAGUGCUCAACAUGGAGUCAAAAGUAUGGAAAGUUUUCGCAUGUACAGUAUCUAGCAGAGAAGAAAAAAUACUGAAGAGGCAACAGCAAAUGCUGCUGAAGCACUUUUUAGCUGGUUCUUUUAUCGCUAAGAUAAUUUACAUGAAACACUUUUAUGAAAUAUAAUUGUUUUGUGAAUGUGCUUUAUUUUUCUUCAUUGCUAUAUAACAAAACAGUUAAAUUAUAAAUGUUUGUUCCCACGCGAAAUAGUUUCUUUUGUUUUCCCUUGAAUCUCAAUGUUCUCCUCGACUACGUCUCCAGAAACAUUGAAAUGCUCGGGAAAACAAAACUUUCCCUCGGAAGCAGACAUAUUAAGUGUAUCUUUUUUUUUCACUGUGAGAACUGCGAUUAUUAUGUACGUGUACCGUACUUAUAGUGAAACGUGCCAACUCGUGUACACCAAGAAAUUGUUAACAUUGCAACCUUUACAAUGUAUUCAAGUUUCUCUUUCUUGUUUUUGAUUAUUUAGCUGGUUCGUGGUUAUCUCGACAGCAUGGACAUCGUAAGGUAUGUCAUUUAAACAUCGUUCUUUUGAUUAAACUGCAUGUAACACGAAACUUCUUAUUGCCUUGAACCAAAGAACUUUUACUGAGUCUUACAAUUCUUUAAAAUACUCAUUAAUAAUUCAUAAACCUUGUGGCAAACCAUGCAGUCAGUCAUAAUAUGUCACGUCGAGUGACUUUAUAUCUGAUGAAACACAUGUGGCAUUAUAUAAUUGUCCAUCUUAAUUAGCAUGAUUAUAUUAUGGUUCAUCCUAAUUAGUAUUCUUUUGUAGUCGUAUUUAAGCUAUUCAAAACACUCGUUGUCGUGUUUUAUCAGAUAUAAAACGCUCGGCUGCGCCUCGCGUUUUAUAUCUGAUAAAACACUCCUACUCGUGUUUUAAAUAGUACAUAAAAUCCGGAUCGGAAUAGAUUCACUGGUCCAUGUUGUUCUAAAGGCCUACGAAUGUUAAGACGUAUUUGUGAUCUGGUGCCAAUGGACCUAUUCCCUAAUGAACAAAAGUUUGAUCUAGACAAAAAUGUCAUAACAGCUUAAAAGUGACGGGGGGAGGGGGGGGAGGGGUCAACUCUAAAACAAAACACAGUUAUCAGAGUGAGACAGUGAGUCGAUUGUUCGUUUUAUGUGCCUUGUGUUUGGUGGCAAAUACAUGGAAUUUCGUAUCAUUUUCUCACUCCAGUACAGUAUAAGCAUCAACACAUUUAAGGUUGACACCCCGUCAGAUUCACUGCAUAAUGCCAAUGCAUUGAAACCCAAGAAUUGACCGCCGGUCCAUUGCGGGAAAAUAAUGAACCGCUGAAAGUGCUUCUCAGCCAAUCACAAUCUACCAUUUCACCGGAAGUGAUGUUUGCCAUGAUAUAAUAAAUAGCUUUAAUUUCUCAUUUUCCCUGUAAAUAUUGUAAAUAAUUGAAAUGCCACGGCGCCUGGGGAGAUCAUCUCCAUUUGUACGACAGUUCCAGCAAGAAAUGGCUUUAUUAGCAUGACUUUACAUAGAAGUAUUGCUAAAGCUUAUCAGUUAAUUAUAAAUAUUUACAAAUGCAAAAUUUUUUGUGGUAAUAUGUCACUGUGAGUAAUACAAGAAAUACAAAUGAAGUCACUAUUAUGGGGAUUGUAGACAGGGUCUUAGCUAGAGGGCCGUGUUGGCCGUGUUAUCGCGGCCAAAAAGGGAAAAACACGGCUAGAUAAAAUGAACGCGGUUUCAUUAUUUAUAUAAGGCCGUGUAGGUUCAUAAAAUAACAGACAGAAUUUCUUCCUAUUCACUGUACUUUGUAAGAAAGUUUGUAAAAUCUAUGGUUAUUGUUGAAAUUGACGAAAGUGAUCUGCAUGUGAUGUUUUAAUGUUUUGGUGGAUAAUGGGAACUGUAUGGUGUUAAAAUGGUUUUAAAUACCCCCAAGAGUUGCUGAAAAAACUUAAUAUUUUAAUGUCAGUGCGUAAUAUUAGCUUAUACUCUCCUUGUAUUUGGUUGCAAAGCAUAGAACAACCACAGUUAUUGCCUGUUGUUGACGAGCAUAACUAGAACCGUGAUGUGCACACCCUGGUCAUUUAGAAACACGCCCAAGAUCGAAAAUGCUAGCUAAGACCCUGAUUGUAGAUGGAAGUACACUCAAAAUAUCUGUUUAUGAUCCCUUCAGAAUUAGUUCUAGCGAGUGAGAUGGCCAAGAUCCUGACAUUUAACCAUACGCUUUACACUGGCUUCAUCUUGGUAUUUUACAUGAACUUGUGGUUAGAGCGGCAACUGGACUCUGUGGCGCAGUUGGUUAGAGCGCUGGACUGCAAUCGCAAGGCCGCAGCUUCGAUUCCUGCCAGAGGGCCUGGAGUUGAAUGUUUCGCAACUGCUCCUGGUUAGGUCAAAAAUUCUAUGUAAUCUUCUGCUAGAAAUUGCGAUCUAGAAAGGCUCGUCAACUACUAGUUCUUUCGAGCGAGAUGGCAAAAAUGUCGAUAUUUAUCUACUUAUAUCUGUUAAUGUUAUGUUUGUAUUAUUUUGGUAGUGAAGCGGAAGUGAAUGUAAAUCAUUUACAGAAAGUGUUUAAGUGGUUGGGAAUGAACGAAGAUGUGGACUGGAAUGAUAUUAUGGAAGGUAUUGUAUUAAGUUUUGACUUCAUUUCGACAUCACAAUUUCCCACGCUCUGUGGAGGACAAACAAUAUUCGUGUCGCCAGACGUCCCACAAUACAUCCUUUCGUCCAAUCACCUUGCGUAAUUAGGGAGCUUUAGCAGCGAGUACGAGUACGAGAUUUGAUCGCGUGGGAGGAAAUCACCGUGGUCGUUCUCAUUUCCGUUCAAAUGUUGCUUUUAUGGUAGUAAACAAACAACGAAAGAAAAUUUUCUAUAAACCAAAUCUCCUGCAAGCUAAAAUCCACCUCAAAAUGUGCAAAUAAGACAUAACAUUAAAAACAAGCCAGAUAUUUAGUACUAAUAGAUUAUUUUUCCCGGAAUAAACGCUACAAAUUAUUUUUGAAAAACAAAAAAAAACUUUCUUUGUUUCUGAAAAGUCGUCGUGAGGACUACGGGAUUUCUCCACAAUUUCGUUCUCAGAUGGGCGACGGCUACGACUUCUUCGCGUCAGUACGGGAUGGCGUAAGCAUACAUCACGCGUUUCGCUUGACGAAUCUCGUACUCGUACUCGUAGUCGCUGCUAAAGCUCCCUAUUUACUAAUGGUGACCUUAAGCAUUGCCGUCCGGGACAUUGUUUAAUGACCGAGCUUUUCUGGUAAAAGCCAUAGUUUUGUUUGCAUUUUCUCCAGAACUCAAUACAAUGCAAACCCACGUCCUGGACAAAACCUUGACUGCGUCCUGACAGUAUUACGUCACGCGUAUUAGACAAAAAUCAUUUCCGGUCAACGCCCCGGACGGCAAUGUUCUCGAUGCUUAAGGUCGCUAAUGCGAGCGAGGAUCCAAGACCAAAAAGUAGGUGUGACGACGGUGAUGUAAUUAUCGAAAGGGUGUAUUAUUAAUAUCUGAGUGUGAAGUUUCUCGUAUAUGUGGAUUGAACGUUGAAUGUGUAUUACAAUAUUUCUGAGAGUUUAAAUCAUCUCAAUACUGGUCAGAGUGUUCCAUGGGUUGUUCGAAGACAUGAUAGCUAUAUCCAGCAGAUGUAAAAAUGCUUGUAGGCUAUAAAACUACAGAUAUAGACCAGUAGACCUCACAUUUUACAAGAAGAAACUAAUUGAUUUAUAUGCUGAGUUAUAAAGUUUUAUCUGAUAGCUGCGGAUUGAUAGGGAUACAACGACUGUACUUGAAAAAAUACAAGGAGAACUUCGACGUUUCAAAGGCCCUUCGUCCUACCAUGCCGCAGCCUUCUUAUUAGGUUUUAGCAGCGAGCACGAGUACGAGAUUCGUCAAGCGAAACGCGUGAUGUAUGCUUACGCCAUCCCGUACUGACGCGAAGAAGUCGUAGCCGUUGCUAAUCUGAGAACGAAAUUGUGGAGAAAUCUCCAGGGUGUUAGCUAGCCCAUGUACUGUCCGUUUGACGGACUCUUCCCAAUUGAAAUAGCUAAGGGGCUUUCCCAACUGGUCUACUGGAAGAUUUUUUUUCUGAUGAGAAAGUGCAUUGCGUUUGAUUUUAUAUUUAACAAAUAUAAAACAUUUUCCGUGUUGAUAUGCAGUUAUAUCAACACGAGUGGAAAUUGGGAAAACGAGAAAUUGUGUGGAAACACGACGCCCGAAGGGCGGAGUGUUUUCACACAAUUUCGAGUUUUCACAAUUUCCACGAGUGUUGAUAUAACUAUAUAUCAAUACGGAAAAAAUGUUUUAUAUUUGUUUUAUAAUAUAGCACAAAGAAAUAUAAAGAAAGAAAUUUUCCGACGUUUCCGUGUUGACAUUGAGUUAUAUCAACACGGCUCUUAGCCAAUCAGCGUUCAGAAUUUACAAAUGCUAUAUUAUAAUAUUAUAUCAAAGAACGUUUUAUUUACUUUUUCCCAUUAACUAUUUUCUCAAAAUGUAUCGCGUUUCAUUCAUAUUGGGUGUGUAUUCACUGAAAUGAAAUGUACAAAACAAAGUGUAAUCGGUGUGCAUCCGUGUUUUUCAGUGUUCAUUCACCUGAAAUGAAAUGUACAAAACCAAGCUACACUUGUUUGCAUCUAAACCUAAGGAGAAACACGUUGGAAAACUCACUAUUAACUCCUACACAAGGACUUUGAUCGGUCAAGAAAACUUUCCCAAUUUACGUUUAACGGACAAAACUUUUUCUGGCUAACACCCUGAUCUCGUAGUCCUCACGACGACUUUUCAGAAAACAAAGAAAGUUUUUUUUUGUUUUUUUUUUUUCAAAAAUAAUUUGUAGCGUUUAUUCCAGGAAAAAAACCUAUUAGUACUAAAUAUCUGGCUUGUUUUUAAUGUUUAACUUAUGACUUAUUUGCACAUUUUGUAGUGGAUUUUAGCUUGCAGGAGAUUUAGUUUAUAGAAACUUUUCUUUCGUUGUUUGUUAACUACUAUAAAAGCAACAUUUGAACGGAAAUGAGAACGACCACGGUGAUUUCCUCGCACGUGAUCAAAUCUCGUAGUCGUGUUCGUACUCGCUGCUAUAUAUAAAGCUCCCUAAUAUCGUCACUACCUACACCGGGACAGACUGUUCGAGAUUAAGUUUAAUCUGGGCUACACGAACCAACAGACAAUUUAGAAAAGCUUGAAAAAUACUAUCCGAGGGUACCGCUAUUCGGCCUUCGUUUAAAACCGGCACCUAGUAUGUCUUAAACCAAUUCAAUAUACUUGGGAACUUCGUCUUUUUUUUAAAGGUACAGUAGAUGGUAUUUUAUUCUUUUUUUAUGAACUUAACAAUCGCAAUAGGUGGAAAAAUUGACCGAAUUUAUCGCGAACGCUUUCUUUUUGCCAACAAAAAUUGUGAAAACAACAAAAACACAGAUUUCGCUACCCUGUUUCUCGUACUGCGGCAGAGGAAAAAGAAAACUAGCCGUAAACGUUAAAGAUAGGGUACAGUCCGGUCUGCGCAUGUGCACAUAGGAGUCUCCUGCCGUGAUAUAACACUUUAAUUGGGUCUUUAUUUCAUUUUAUGUUCUUGCAAAGCCUGAUUGUUGUAUCGGGAUCAUUUAUUAUACUGUAGAAGCAUGAAAAUAUAAAUAGUUGUCGAAUAUUAAAAGUUCAAUAUUUUGAAUACCGAACUGUAAACAUAGGCUUUGUUUACAUACGGACUGUACCCGACCUUUAAUAAACGUUAAUCAAGGCCACAAUUACUUGUCGCAAUUGGGAAAUUAGCUGUAUAAAUAUUUGGUUUUUGAGUGAUACUGUGCGCCAACGAUCAUCGUCAAAUUUCAGUAUGUGAUCUAUUUUGCUAAAAUUGCUUUUUUUUCAUCUUAAUUUUCUCAUACAGGUUGUGCCAAUGAAAUGUGAUUAGGUCAGAAAAUGUGCUUUUCUUUCUACUUUUUGUUAAUAGAAUGUAAACUCGCUUAAAAAAUGAAGAAAUUUCAUGUGCAAGUGUGAUUUAUACGAAAAAGGCGACUCUGAAAAUGAGCAUCAGAAUAAACAUUUUGCCAAGUACUUUGCUAUAAUAGGCUUUAAAUGUGGCAAUAGAGGAAAUUUUGUGGUGAUUUGUGGGCCUAAAAAGCCGCUGUAAAAUUGUCUUUCGAAGCCUUCGUUCAUGUUGUUUAUGUUUUUUUAAAUCAACCAAGUGGAGCACGCAUAUCUUCUUCUCUCGCUGAAAACCCGAGCUCUGAGGCCGCGGAAGCAUUUCGAAAGUUGAGGGGCAUUGGCCAAAAGGGGCACUUUUGUAUGUGACCAAAAAUCAAACGAUUUUAUAUCGCUCACGAGACGAACGGAAAUUGUUGAAAAUAUGGAGUCCCUAUAGCGUCGGAAAUGGCCUUUACAGAGUCUUUACACUGCAAAAAGGGCAUUUUUUCCAGCAAAUGAGGUCCUUCGUUCAAGAAAUACUUUUUCGUUCUGUAAAUGAGGCACUUUAGCCCAGAAAAAUGGCACUUUUUUCACUUUUAAAAAAGUGUGGGGGGCGGCACAUGCCCCCAUUGUACCCCCUCCCGAUACGGCGGCCCCUGCCCGAGCUGUUUUCGCGUAUGCUCAGUCAAUUUUCCCACCUGUUAACAAUCGCACGAUAGAUGGAAAGGACAAUAGAACUGUUUGUUCCUUAUUAAGUCCCACCAAAAAAUUUACAAAAAUUACACUAAACAUAUAACAAUACAUAAAAAUUACAAUCACAAAAUAACAUGAACUAUGCAUGACGAUACAUUCCUACAUAUUUAUGAACAACAGUUUGUUUGCAACAAACGACACUUGCUACACAGAGUUUUCCACGUUCUAGGUCUGUAUAUAUCGAAGACAGUGUUCAGUUUAUAAUUAUAUAGCUAGUUUAGUCUUAAGGAUAGCAACUUGAAGAGGACGCUUUUAUACCAUAUCUAUUAAAAUACGAGUUUCUAAAGAGUGAAGUUUUACACAAAUUUGGAGGAAAAAAAUCGCCAGAACUGGAAAUCGUCAUUCAACAUUUUUUUUAUUUCCGUAAUUCUUUAAAAGGCAGAGAGGAUUUUAUUCAGUUAAACAACGUAGAAUAUUAUAGUAAUGUAUAAUAUUGUAUCAGAGUGCGAUAAUUGAAGAUUUGUAGUCGUACUCUACUUCACUGGUACUUCAAUGAUUCUUGCCGCGUACUUGAACUGUACAAACUUAAACCUCAAGGAGUACUUUGUCUUUAAUAUAAAGUAUAUCUGUAUAUGUGAUGCAACAGUUUUCUGACAGAUAUUCUUUCAGUAUCCUGAGACUAUACUACUGUAGACUGCAUAUACAGUACAAACAACUAUACAGUUGAUAUUUCAUCACAUAUCUCCAAUCAUGUUUCGGAAAGCUAUGGUUUUGAAAGCUUGCUGGUCAUAUAUCGUACCAGCAAAAUGAAAGUAUCAUUAUGUCCUAUAAUAAUGGCGUAUAUCUCCGUGUAUCGCGCAAUGCAUAUAUUUUUUUUGCUUUCAAAAUUAUCUUCACUUUCCAAGAUUUAAAAUUACUUUCCCCCCAUGAUUUCCUCUUGCUUUACUCGCGCGCUACCUCUGGCCUUCUGUAUCAUCACAGAUAGAUCGGCACGUUUCCUUGUCCGUAUAUCCCCCUCCCCCGUGUUGUGUUUAUAUAAGGAGAAUGCUUUUCCUUAAUGAACUGUGUCUAUUAUAAAUAUAAACAGUUCUGAGAAAUGUCCGCCAGCGCCGCUGUUAGGAAAUUUUAACUAAAUAUUUUCGCAGGAAACUUUCUUACAUCCCACCGACGAAAUUUUCUCAUCUCGUACACUAGAAUCCAUAUUAUACAAAUAAUGAAUGUUUUUAUUUUUCAUUCGGUGAAAGAUGGAAUGUUCCAUUCAACUCAGCUGUCGCCUCGUUGAAUGGAACAUUCCAUCUUUUACCUCAUGAAAAUAUUCUUACCAUUGCACGAAUUAAAACAUAAAUUAUUUGUUUUAUAUAAUACCAAAAUAGACUAAUAUUAAAAGGUUUACGGUAAGUUCCCGCCAUUUUGACGAGUCGUAUUUGCAUUAAAUCCCAUUUACUGAGUUUCGAAUAUCGGGUUAAAAUAAACUGCGAUCAUCGUACGAGAAGCAUUUUGACGCAUGCGAUUUAUCGAAAACACAAAGAGUGCAAUGGAAUAAAACGUAUAGCACAAUUGCACUCGCAAAAAGUGCAAUGGAACGUAUUCCAUUGCACUCUUGGAAAAUGGAAUUUUCUGUUCAAUAUCACGUGACCAUAAACAGCCAAUUCAACGAUCAGAAUUCAAUAAGGUAUUAUAUAUAAAAUUUACUUAUUGCUUAAGGCCAUGUUACACGGUGCAAUUUUUCUUGCAACUUGCAAUGCAAUUCUACUCUUGAGAGAUGUAAAAUUGCCAAGUACGAGUCUUCAUUACACUCCGCUGAUGUUUUCUGAACAUAUCGAAAAUCUUCACUGAUUUCACUAAUUAACAUCUCUCAAGAGUAGAAUUGCAUUGCAAGUUGCAAGAAAAAUUGCACCGUGUUACAUGGCCUUUACACUGUACAAGAGCGUUUUGCAAGUCGAGAUUGUCUUGCGCCCAGAUUGAAGUUGAUCAUGAUGUGCAGUAUCAUAACACUAAAAUGCCUUCGCUCGAAACCUCGAAAUUCUCCUUAUAUAUUUUCAGGUAGUUGCGUACCUACCUGCACUGGCACAGGCAGUUCAAGAUAGCCAAGUACGCCUGUUUCGGCCAUACUCUAUUGCCAAGGUUUGGGGCUAUAAAGUAUGCCUGUUUUUGUAACCCCUCGCAUUUAAAUAUACAGGAAGUUUUAUAUUUGAUUUACACAUUCACAGGAAAUUUAUAUUUUUGGAUUUUGCUGUGAGGAAAGAAAUAUAAUUUCUAGCUCUGAAUACAAACAAUAUAAAAUCUGAGCUUGAGUACAUAUAUUUUUUGAAACGUUUCGCUAGGUACACAUCCAGACUUAGAAGAACUUGUAUCAGUAUUAAAUGAGCUACCACCAUUACAAGAAGAAAGUUUAUCAAAAGAUGAUUUAAUGAACACAUUACCCGGACGUUCGGACUCGUGUUUUACAAAUACUGAGAUGGAGUCAGGUAGUGCUAACGGACAUGAGGAAGGUACAUCUGAAUUACAAGCCAAGAGCAAUAAACGAAGUAUUUGCAGUAAAACAGUUCAUGGAACGAGACGAAUUCUGGACUUUAGUCUUGAUGAUGAUUGUAACGAGAUUGUUAGCUCGUCUCAAGAAGCUAUCUGCACAUGUUCACGCACAGCAAGCGGAAAAAAAUCAGUAAUGUCAAAGCAAGGUAUAAGGUUUGCUUCAGAAAUCUUCACACUUUUAUACUAUCCUCAGUACAUUGUUCUUUAA
Molecule: messenger RNA, 10295 nt
Organism: Paramuricea clavata
Lineage: Eukaryota; Metazoa; Cnidaria; Anthozoa; Malacalcyonacea; Plexauridae
Source: the annotation of a GenBank genome assembly